GGAUUCUCUCCUUUUAGUGAACAGGUAGCCCUGGUCAGAGCUCAAUGCUCAAUGAAAAAAAUGAAUUCAUGUAGCCAACAAUAAUUGAUUGGGACCGAAGGCUCGGUUUGGUAGAUACUCUCCUUUUGGGUUUUCAGUGGGUUCUAGGCACAUUGUGCAGCUGGUUUACACAUACAAAAUGCAGGAUAUUUGAGGUGAUUUAUUCCAUUCUCAAGAUAACCAUUUGGGUAUAAAUAGAACCCAUCAUCUGGGUUUCUCUUCAUUGCAGUUCCUCUUCUUAUCCAUUACAAUAGGAGGUAUAACUACUGCACAGCACAGGACAAUGAAUACUGGUGGUAGAACAACCAGGAGGACAUGUGACUUUGGGAGGACUUAUGUAGUUAAGCCAAAAGGGAGACACCAGGCUACAAUAGUCUGGUUGCACGGCCUUGGGGACAACGGGUCAAGCUGGGCCCAACUCUUGGAAGCACUUCCUCUCCCAAAUAUUAAAUGGAUAUGCCCAACUGCUCCUACUCGUCCUGUCGCUCUACUGGGUGGAUUCCCUUGUGCUGCAUGGUUCGACGUUGGAGAACUCUCGGAAGACAGUCCAGAUGAUUUUGAAGGUUUAGAUGCUUCAGCAGCCCACAUUGCAAACUUGUUGUCUGGAGAACCUGCUGAUAUUAAACUGGGAGUUGGAGGCUUCAGUAUGGGUGCUGCAACUGCCCUCUACUCCGCAACUUGUUUCGCCCAAGGAAGAUUUACAAAUGGCAACCCUUACCCUGUGAACUUAAGGGCUAUUGUUGGUCUGAGCGGUUGGCUUCCUGGUUCAAGGAGCUUGAGGAACAAGAUAGAAGGAUCACAAGAGGCUGCAAGGCGUGCUGCAUCUUUGCCCAUUUUGCUUUGUCAUGGAAACAGUGAUGAUGUUGUUCCUUACAAAUUUGGAGAGAAAUCGACACAGUUCUUGGGCUCAGCUGGAUUUCGAUAUGUUUCAUUCAAAACCUAUGAUGGGCUCGGUCAUUACACAGUACCGAAAGAGAUGGAUGAAGUAUGCAACUGGCUAAACGGGAGGCUUGGACUUGACGGGUUUCGAUCAUAAACGUGGAAAAGAAGAUUUCCCUUUCUCGCAACAGCUACUGAAGGGUGAAGAACCGGCAAAGAAAUAAAACGAAAGUUUAAAGCAUACAUAAACGUAACGAUUGUGGGGGUGAUAACACAUUUCUAAUCGCGGUUUUGUCUACCGGCCUGACAUGCAAUAAGACUAGGAUAUGUUCUUUCUGUAUUUUGGCGAAUGAAGGUAUUUAGAGCAGAAUUUUUCUGGUUGAUAUUCCACUAUGUAUGAGCGUUUUGUAUUCGUUUUUUGAAUAAUCAAUUGAGAGGGCUAUGGCUUCUUGUAUAUCCACACCUCUCUCUCUCUCUCAAUAUUUUUUUUUUUAUCAAUAUAAUAUAUGCAUUUCACAACC
This is a messenger RNA of Rhododendron vialii, 1439 nucleotides long. RefSeq lists its product as uncharacterized. Bases 323 to 1075 code for a protein of 250 amino acids. The record is from RefSeq and is a predicted model, not a curated record. Gene Ontology annotation, molecular function: hydrolase activity. NCBI's taxonomy places the organism in Eukaryota, Viridiplantae, Streptophyta, Magnoliopsida, Ericales, Ericaceae. The transcript is spliced from 9 exons.